GCUGAUCCAUCCGGCUUAUGAACAGCAUAUCCGUCUUGCAUAUCGGAGUCAGUGAUCAAAUUCCUCUGAGCCUAUGCAUACGCAUACCCAUUGUCGCGUAGAUAAGCAGCUAAGUGCGACCUUUAUACUCGGUCAUAUUUCUUUCAUCACAUCGUGUUACAAAAGUAUUCUCCAUAUUCUACAAUCGACAAACCAUGCUGGCGAAAUGCGGACUGUGGCAGUAGUAAGGAUCUCGAGAGCGAGGGAAAAUCAAAUGGUAUACACAACGUGAGCAUAUUUUUGCCUUCUAUUACAACAAAAGAUAGUUUUUAUCCAAGAAAUAUUAUUGAUCUCUACGAUUACCCCCGUAAAUACAAAUGUGGACUUAGAAAUCUGUCUAUGGGUGGCGCAGCAACAAUUGAGAGCAAGAGGAGGGAUUCAGCUAGGCAGAGAGGGGUAGUGGCACACGGUUCAGGUUUGGUUGGCUAAAUUUUCUUAAUAGAAAUGGUAGACUUGGACGUCUAGUGGACAGCGAGACUCUCGCCUCCCCUCAAAAUCCACCACUGACUAAAUAGCUAAUAGUGGCUGAGCGUAAAUAAUCCGAACCGACAAACGCCAUAUUUCAUGCCUUGUACCAUAAAAGCUGUCUAUUUUAUUUAUUCGUUCACAGAAAGUCACGAGAAAUAUCGCCAGCGCUUGAGCUAAAAAAUAGAAAACCUCUUAUUAGAGCCAUGUAUAGCCAGUAGCAAAAAAGUCCAAUUCUAUCUAGCUACAAAUGCACGAAACUCCAAUAAAAUCGGAC
Messenger RNA from Acanthoscelides obtectus, 781 nucleotides. The record is from the annotation of a GenBank genome assembly. Lineage: Eukaryota; Metazoa; Arthropoda; Insecta; Coleoptera; Chrysomelidae.